This is a messenger RNA of Impatiens glandulifera, 1182 nucleotides long. Its product is annotated as NAD-capped RNA hydrolase DXO1-like. The record is from RefSeq and is a predicted model, not a curated record. The transcript is spliced from 12 exons. Gene Ontology annotation, cellular component: cytosol; nucleus. Gene Ontology annotation, biological process: nuclear-transcribed mRNA catabolic process; NAD-cap decapping. Bases 1 to 1065 code for a protein of 354 amino acids. Gene Ontology annotation, molecular function: mRNA 5'-diphosphatase activity. NCBI's taxonomy places the organism in Eukaryota, Viridiplantae, Streptophyta, Magnoliopsida, Ericales, Balsaminaceae.
AUGGACCUUGAAAUUGGUGGAGAUAGUAUAAUAAAUGCUGACCAACAAGUGGACGACGGCGUUAAUGCUGACCUUGAAGAAACAUUUGCAAGGAAAUGUGUAACUAUCGAGGAGCCAACUGAACUUGCUUGCUAUAGUCGGGUUGAAGGUGGGGAGGUUUAUUUUGAUGAUCGCAGCUUGAGGCUUUUUAAGCCCUCUAUUUCAGAAGAUGUUGGAGCUAACUUUAAUGAAGGCUUUAACACGUUUAUUGAGAAGAAAGAUUUGGCAUCUGAAGGCUUUGGUAACCUUCUUGCUUGCAUAAGGAACAAGAAUAUCUCACUUCAGAAUGUGAAAUUUGUGACUUUUCGAAAUAACCUCAACAAGAUAAUGGGUACUCCUUAUAUGAGGAAAACUCCUUGGGAAAUUGGUGUUCACAAAAGAAAUGGAGUUGUUUAUUUGGAUGUGCAUAGUCUUCCAGAAAGGCCUCAAAGGGAGAUUGACCGUCAAAGAUGCUACUGGGGAUAUUGUUUUGAAACGCUUGCCACAGAAGAUCCUAAAAGGGGUGAUGGAGAAGAAAUUCAUCACAUCGAUGCCAAUGUUGAAUUUUGUUCUGUUGUUAAAACUAAAUUAGGAUCUAAUUGUAUUCUAAUGGGCGCUGAAAUUGAUUGUUGUGAAUCAACUGAGGAUGGGAGAAGAUUUUACGUUGAAUUGAAGACGAGUCGUGAGUUGGCUUAUCAUACUGAGGAAAGAUUUGAGAGAGAUAAAUUGCUCAAGUGUUGGAUACAACCAUUCCUAUCUGGUGUCCCUUACACUGUAAUUGGACUCGGGGAUGAUGUUGGACGGCUUGUUCGAACUGAAAGACUUAGAACCAAAGACAUCAAUCAAAGAAUGAAAACAAAGAACUAUUGGCAGGUUGAAGUGUGUUUGGCAUUUACAGAUGAAGUUCUUUGCUGGUUGUAUGGGACUGUUAAAGAUAAUGAAGAUUACAUUCUGCAGUUUGGUCCACCAUUCAACAAUUUACAACUAGUAAAAGCACCAACACAUUCAUGUCCCAAUCAAAUCUCAAACCAUGUUCAGCAAUUAUAGGCUCAAUGACAUACUUCACAUCACUUAUCUUUUGUUGAUUUUGGGCAAACCAAACAAUUCAGGCAGGAUGGAAUGGAGACUUGAUAUAAAAAAUAUUGUCUUUUUCAUAGUCCAAAU